Molecule: messenger RNA, 828 nt
Organism: Camellia sinensis
Lineage: Eukaryota; Viridiplantae; Streptophyta; Magnoliopsida; Ericales; Theaceae
Source: RefSeq, a predicted model, not a curated record
AUGGGGCAGCUGAUGCAACGCAUCAAUGAGUACAUCCGAGUAGAGGAUGAUAUGGCGGCGUCCACCGUGAAGACAAAUCCAGUGACAACGGACAAAAAGGUGGCUGGAAAAGUACACGCGGUCGGACAGGAGACAAACCGUCCAAGUGACUGCGCAAAAGAAUCUAACCGUGGUCCGAAUCGUAGGAACCGGGGUAAAGGUCGCCACAAUGACCAAGCAGAAUAUUCCUGUGAUGAUGCAGCAGAUACAAACAGAAAGUUGAACGCUUGGACAGGCAUCACCACGGUUUUUAAAAUUCCAAUCUACCGCAUACUUAGUGAAAUCCGCGACGAGGUUUACGUACAGUUUCCCGCUAAGUUAGGUGAUGCACAAAAGGGCUUCAAUCCGCGGAACCGCUGCACAUUUCAUAGGGAGCGAGGGCACCAGACGGAGAACUGUUUGCCCUUAAAGCAACACUUGGAGGAGUUAGUCAUAACCGGUCACUUGGACUGUUACAUCGAUGGGGGUGUCAGGGCCACGCACUAUGUACCGGCUGAGCCAAGUGGUUCGGAUGACCUAGAAGCACCCCUCCAAGGAGUGGUCAAUGUGAUCCACGGUAUAGAAGAGCCGAUGCAGGUAUGCGAGCUCCGAGGGAUGAUAAAAAAGGCCGAACAUAUAAAGGAAGUUUUGUCAGUCCAGCCCACGGUCAAAAGAGGCAAGUCCGAGGAGAAAAAUGUGAUUAGCUUCUCAGGUGGGGAUCUUGAGCACAUUCAAACGCCGCACAAUAAUGCCCUGGUGGUCACCCUCCACGUCAAGGACUUCGAUGUUAUGCGUAUCCUAAUCUACUAA